AUGCCGAAAACGAGUGUAGACGAUAGUGCUACACAAACUCUGGGUAGGACGCAUUAUUUCUCUGCCAUGCUUGAGCAGCUGAUCAGUAGUCAAGCAGAGCUUUGUGCAGGAUCAGCCGUGAACCCUCCACCAACUUUACCUACUCAUGUGUCUCGUCGCUUGAUGAUUACCCAGAACCUACUCAAACGACAGUCACAAGAGCUGCAACAGGCUCACGAAGAAAACAAACGACUCGUGUCCCUUGUCGCCCCCAUGAAUUCAGUGAUCAAAAAAUUCAGGGAUGAGUAUACGCCUGAGCUAAGGAAUCUUCAUGACGCUAUCGGCGUGCUCAAGAGAGAGUUUGCUUUUUACCAAGAAGAGUUCGUGAUAGAAGCUAGAAAGAGUAUUGAUAAUAUUGCAGCGCAAAAAUUGAAAGUUCAACAAAGAAUUGAUGACAUAGAGAGGAAGCACAUGCUCUUGAACGCCCGAAUAGAUCUUCAUGUUAAAGAAAAAGAGCUAUCGAAGAACGCGCAGAUGGUUAUCUGAGGGACAUAAGUUCGCGUGAUCGUGACGUUAUUCUUGCAAACAAAGCACGUAACAGGGCUGAGCGGAAGCUUAAUGACACACUUUAUGUC
Messenger RNA from Cylicocyclus nassatus, 614 nucleotides. The record is from the annotation of a GenBank genome assembly. Lineage: Eukaryota; Metazoa; Nematoda; Chromadorea; Rhabditida; Strongylidae.